Pelagomonas calceolata is the source of this 1913-nucleotide messenger RNA. The record is from the annotation of a GenBank genome assembly. Lineage: Eukaryota; Pelagophyceae; Pelagomonadales; Pelagomonadaceae.
CAAGCACCGCACCCCAACCGGGCAGCACCCAUGUCGCGCAAGACGACGCUCACCUCCCGACCACCCGCCGGCCGCCGCCGCGACGCCCACGGUUUUUUAAGGGACGGCCCGCCGCACAGACACCCCUGGUCCCAUUAUGGUACCGAGCUCGCCGUCGUCGAGGCCUACACGGCGUCGGAGCGGAAAGUUCGACUGGCGCACGCGGCGUUGAAUGCAGCGGGCCCGCACGUGCGGCCGCAGCAUCCUCCCAGAAAGGGUUCGAGGGAGUGGCUCCAGACCUACAUCAAGAUUCCAGAAGACGCCGACGUGCGCGACGUCCAAUCGCACCUGCGGACGGCGUCUUUACAUGUCAAAAGUGAACCUGUACCCGAGCCUCCGCCCGUGGUUAAGGAACCGACGUGGCCCUUUGCGGCGCCGCCGGCCGGCGUCGGGCUCUGUCUCCUCUACUGCUCCGUGGACGACGUCUGCGCGGUCUGCGCGUCUGGCAAAGGCUGGUCAAGUGCUCUAGAGACCUACGGUCUCAAAAGAGUCGGCUUCUGGGCGCCUUUACCAUUCGAGACGGCGCCGUCGUACUGCCGUUCCAUGGAACGAUUACGGGCGACGCGGACCGUGAACAGCGUGUGGGACUGCGUUGGUCGCGGGAGCGCGUCGCACCUAUCCGUGGUCAUCAAUAAAGGAAGGAUCAUCACCUGCGGAAAAAACGAUGGCGGACAACGAGGAGAUGCAAAAAUAGGCCAGGGCCCGGGCGGCUGGCCCACGACACAAUGUGUGAACCAUCUGGAGCCGUCCAUUAUUGUUGCCGUGGCGGUUGGUGGGGAGCACACGGCUUUUCUGGAUUCCGACGGGUGUGUCCUGGAGUGCGGCCGCGCGGGCGGCCGCGAGGGGAGUAAAGAUGCGCAAGGCGACCGGCGGCCCUGCCGCUUCCGGCCCGAGCGCGUUUUGUUACAAAGACGCGUUCUACAAGUUUCCGCGGGCGACGACUUCACUAUUGUCAUCACCACAAAAGGCGAGCUCUGGAGCUGGGGCCGCGGCGACUUCGGCGAGCUCGGUGCUGAUGUGAGGGUGCGCCGGGACCCGGGCCCCUGUCGUACUGAUGAACGGUUCGCACAAGUGAGCGCCGGGUCCCAUCAUUGCCUCGCCUCCACGAACAAUGGGAGGCUCUACGCCUGGGGCUUUGGCGAGGACGGCGCGACGGGUUUGGAUGCGACGGCCUGGCGGCCGCGGCGCGUCGAGCUCGUGCAGGGUGUUUGUACUGAUAUCUCCGCGGGCGGCGCGCACUCUCUGGUGCUAGUGAGGGGCGCGGUCCACGCCCUGGGCACGACAUUGAAUGGAAGGGCCGGCGUGCCCUGCGGCAACCCGCCGGUCGAGCGCGCCGUCUUUGAUUGCGUCCGCGGGCUGCCGAACGAUAUCAUAAGGGUCGCCGCGGGCGGCGAGCACUCGCUGUGUUUGACGGCCUCCGGCGAGGUCUACGCCUGGGGCCGCGGCGGCCGCGCGGGGCAGCGCUCGCCGCGCGACGUUUUUGCCUGUGUGUUGAAUCGUCACGUCGACCUCCAUGCCAUCGACGCGACGCCUGCUCGAUGGCGUGGCGGUGAUGGUCCAUCACUGCUCGACACUGGUUGAUUCCACACAGGUCUGGGCGCCGACGCUCGUGCAAUUGGAUCAAAAGGCCGUGGCGGUCGCCGCGCACGCGGCCCAUUCGGUGAUAGCGAUGGAGGACGGGACCUUCCGGACGUUCGGGAACGGCGACCACGGGCGGCUGGGGUGCCUCGACCGGUUCCAACGAUCAGAUCCGCGCGACAAGGGAUUACCGAUAGAGAUGGCGCUGCCCGCGGAGCCCAAACGGCGCCUGAAGCCGCACGAGUACUUCGGGGAGACGGAGCGGAGGUACGCUUAGGUUUACAUUUUUUAUAUCU